UUCACUUUUGCUUUGCAAUAAUAGGCCCAUUUCUGGCCCAACUCUCAUUCCCUCUGUCUCUCUCUCUCUCUCUCUCUCUGGUUCUGAUAUUACUUUUCCGACUCAUUUUUCUUUUUCCCGGAAAAAAAGUUGUCCUUUUUGUGAUCAUCGAAUUCAUGUCGGAAAAGGGUAGACCUCUCCCAAAAUUUGGUGAAUGGGAUGUCAAUGAUCCUGCUUCAGCAGAAGGGUUUACUGUGAUUUUUAACAAGGCUAGGGAUGAAAAAAAGACAGGUGGCAAACCUGAGUCACCAACCAAGGCUGCUCAGAAUAAUGUCAGGCCUGGAGUGGAUCCUAACAGGCCACCAUCUAAAAAAUGGUUUUGCUGCAUGGCCCAACCACCUACACAAUCUUGACAAGGUUCCCUACAUGUAAGUGCCUUCAACAGAAGAGCAUGUUGUUCUGUAACUGGCUCCACCAUAUUUUUCCAAAGAAGAUAGGAGCUGUAUAGCAGUGAUGGAUUUAUUGUGUGGCGUAAAACUUUGUGAUGGGAGGAGUAAAGAAGGCAAAAUACUUAUUGUAUCUAUAUUGUCUGAUGUGAUUGUUAUUAGAUGCCAAUCUGUUUCCGUCUUUGUCUCUAUGCUACACACUUUAGAGCUUUGCUCAUGACAUUCUUUUCUUCCCUAAUUGUACUAUCAAACUAGUCUUGUUUGUGAAACGAUUUUCUAUUUUCUUUUGAAAUUUCCUACAACUCUUUUCAGGCUGUAA
This is a messenger RNA of Rosa chinensis, 744 nucleotides long. RefSeq names its product protein NOI4. The coding region runs from base 156 to 392 and encodes 78 amino acids. Lineage: Eukaryota; Viridiplantae; Streptophyta; Magnoliopsida; Rosales; Rosaceae. The transcript is spliced from 3 exons. The record is from RefSeq and is a predicted model, not a curated record.